This is a messenger RNA of Folsomia candida, 2576 nucleotides long. It is a transcript of the gene sing, whose product is annotated as protein singles bar. The transcript has 5 exons. Lineage: Eukaryota; Metazoa; Arthropoda; Collembola; Entomobryomorpha; Isotomidae. The record is from RefSeq and is a predicted model, not a curated record. Gene Ontology annotation, cellular component: membrane. The coding region runs from base 1679 to 2347 and encodes 222 amino acids.
AAGUCAACUUUCACUGAUUUCACUAACCCGUGCUUUUUUUAUUUUGUUGCAUGUUGGGUGUGGACUUUUUUUGGUUUGGACAUUUGAUUACUUCUCGAGCAGGAGACGACGUUUUUCGCACCUUUGACAUUUCUAUACUUUGUUGCGAGUAUGAACUAUUUAUGUAGCGUGGCAAUUAGAAAGGGAACUUUUCAGAGUGGGCAACAUUCGUACGGGAUACUAAUUUUUGCUUCGAUAAUCGGAAUCAUCAACUCCAUUCUUUACGGAGUUGCAGUAUUUUUCGCGUACCGGAAUUUCAAGUCAGGCUGAACCUCGAGCUGCAUCAAUCAACUUUCUCACGGACUAAUUAAUACUCUAAAACUUGUAUCUUAUUUUGUGCAUAAACGAUUGAUGAUGAGAUCCACGUAGCGUUAAGACAUUGUCAUAAUAUUUGUUGCUUUACUACCCGUAGGAAACAAAUGAGUAAGGAAAUAGUUGCUGUGAGCUGUGAAAGCAUGUCGAAUAAGAAUUCCACUGCGUGUGGUGCUACAAACCCUGCAAAAAUGUUUCCCAUUAUUUUAAACAAAUGCGAUAAAUAGCUAAUAAAGCCAGCUACAAAAGUAAUCUGCUAUUUUUUGCCAACGCUUGAUCCCAAUGGGGCGUUGUGAAGAGAUUUGUUUAAGAAAGUGGAAUCGGAGGAGAUGGGACGCAUCUUUCUUUUCAAGUGGAAUGUGUCAACCUAGUUUUACAAAUGAGAAUCUGGAACAGCAACCACGAGAGAAACACGCCGGAAAAGAAAGGACGCCUUGAUAUCUCACUCGUUCGACGCGUAUAGCUUUACGACGACAUAUGAAUCUGUGUCUUCUAAUACUUGUCACAUUGUCAGCCAAGAGUAUUGUGCUUGAACCAAUAAUGCUUUAUAUUUACAUGUACAUACAUACGCGAUAAAUAUUUAUGCAUAUGAAUUAAAUGUGUUAUAAUUCUACACUUAUUUCGGGAUUUGAUCUUAUUUUUUGUCCAUUUUUCCAUGUUCAAAUUCACAACGCACUAAAAGAAGAAGUUUGUAAUGGAAAUUUUGUCAUGUUUUGAAGUUGGCUGAGUGAAUUGAGAACAAAACACAUGUGCAGUUUGUACAUAAACCAAAACUUUCGUCUUUUUCUUAACUGUCAAAUGGGCAACUUUAAACUACAGCAACGCAUCAGUUUCUAAUUUUAGAUCUUAUUCUCAGUCCGUGUGGGUCGUGUUUAUGAGACUUGGUUUUCAGAGAUCGUUUCCAGAAGGCACGUUGCACAGACGAACACUUAAUGGGAAUUGCAUAGCAUGGCACACCGAGUAUGAAAAAUAGUUAAAUCGAAGAUGGGACAAAACAUGCGUUUUCAAGCAUCUCUUUUCUGGCUUCUUAAUUGUAAUCCUGCUUGUUGCUAGCUUGGGAUUGUGAGUCAUUCUGGUUUUGUGAACCCAAUCCUAUGUCAACACGUGAAUAGAAACACACAACUUUCUGACAGAGUAAUAAGUCAAGAAAUUUCAUAGUUUGUCCAGUAAUUGGAUUUUAUAGUGCUUACAAAUUAAUCUAUUACUCACCCAAGUCACAAGUAAGCCCUUCCGUGGUAAGAAAAAUGUCGGAAAUGCGUGGUGGGCAUUUUUUUCUCUCAGUUCACUGAUUUUCACAUUCUCAUUAUUGAGAAGACACGUUGUGUGCAUGAAAUAUUGCGAUUACAAUAAAAUGGCGAGGAUUGGAGUUGCACCAACAGCAGUACCGGUGAGACCCUUGCCGACAAUCGUGCGAAAUGGUAGAGGAGGAUCAUGUUCUUGUCCUUCCAACAUAAUUUCGUCCCCGCGAGCCAUUCGCUAUAAUCACAGGUCCGUCGGAGCCAGCUCAAAGAAAUUAUGUCAAUGCUGCAUUUGCGGCUGCGUCCAUGUUGACUUUAUGAAAAGGAUGCCUGGAAUUCUGAAGCUCAUUGAAGCGGUUUUUGGAAUAAUUUGCCAAUACCUCCUCCUCGAAUUUGGAUCGAGCCAUUCUUCUGAUUUGGGCUCGUGUUACACGGAAUUUCUUAUUGGGGUGUCGUAUUGCUUGAUCACGACCGUGUUGCUCAUGACGUGCUACUUGUUUUCCAAAAGCACAUAUCACUUGCUCAGAUCUUCAAUUUUUGAAACGGCAUUUAAUCUUCUUGCCUGUUGCUUGUACUUAUCAUCCUCUACUUAUCUGGCGUACAUUGUGAAUACGAGGUUGUUUUUGAAGUAUCUGAUCGUACCAUUUUAUCAAGUCUUCCCAGCUCUGUCUGCUGCAUAUGUGCUUGGAUUUGUUACUGGUGUGGUCCAUGGAAUUGAUGGAUAUUUUGCAUACAGAUAUCUUCAAAUUGGACAGUGAAUUUCAUAAAAUACAACAACCAGACAUUUAUUGGCAAAAAUUAUCAGUCAAAAAGUACAAAUCAAAAUAUAAAAGGAAGUCCAGUGUGACGGAAUGAAAUUGUGGACAAUGUUGUAUACGUUAAAUUAAAAUAAAUGAAUCCAAAGACCUCAACUCUUAAAUUAAAUAUUUUGUAAAAAUUGUGAUUUUUUGUGUUUCAAAUAAAAUUUCAAAUAAAAUGUAAAAAAAA